Messenger RNA from Durio zibethinus, 5285 nucleotides. RefSeq lists its product as uncharacterized. NCBI's taxonomy places the organism in Eukaryota, Viridiplantae, Streptophyta, Magnoliopsida, Malvales, Malvaceae. The record is from RefSeq and is a predicted model, not a curated record.
GCAUUUGUGUCUCAAACCUUGUCUCUUUCUCUCUCUACUGCGUCUUUUUGGACAGAGAGAGUGGUGUAGAGAGAGAAAGCAAAGUCACCACCAUUAGAUAAAGAAACAAAACAUUGCCGUUUGAGAAAUGAUUACAGCAAAAACUAUCUUGUCAUUUAUGGAGUUUUCUUCAAACUAAAAAAAAAAAGAAAAAAGAAACCCCAUAAAGUUAAACUCUUUAAUUUCCUCAAAUAACACAACAAAAAGAAAGGAAAAAAACCCAAAUGCAGGUACCCAUUUGAGAGUUGAUUCUCAGGAUCCGAUUUCCUUUUCCAAGAUCUCACCAUUUUUUCUUCUAUAAGAAUUUGCAUUGUUGCUUUGAGGUCUUAUGAUUUGAAGUUAUGCUGAUUAUGACACAGUGGCUUCUUAUUGUGCUUAGAAGUAUUUUUGCGUAUGUGAAGGGGUUAGACUAGGGAGUUUUGUAAAUAUCAUAGAGAGAAGAUGAAAUCCGACACGCUUCUUGAUUAUGCCGUGUUCCAAUUAUCACCAAAGCGCUUGAGAUGUGAUUUAUUUGUUUCAAGCAAUGGAAACACAGAAAAGCUUGCUUCUGGGUUAGUAAAACCAUUUGUUACUCAUUUAAAGGUGGCAGAAGAACAGGUUGCACUGUCACGUCAAUCAAUUAAGCUUGAAGUUGAAAAGCGUAAAAAUGCCGAGACGUGGUUCACAAAAGGAACACUUGAGAGGUUUGUGCGGUUUGUUAGUGCACCAGAGGUUUUGGAAUUGGUGAACACAUAUGAUGCAGAGAUGUCUCAGUUGGAAGCAGCUCAAAGAAUAUAUUCUCAGGGAAUGGGAGAUCAGCCAUCUGGUGCAUUAGGUGGGGAUGGUGCAGGAAUGACAGCAGCUAUUGAUGCAACAAAGAAGGAGCUUUUAAGGGCUAUUGAUGUACGUCUUGUUGCUGUUCAGCAGGACUUAGCAACAACUUUUGCUCGUGCAUCUGCUGCUGGUUUUAACUCUGAUACUGUAUCUGAACUCCAACACUUUGCAGAUCGGUUCCGUGCUCAUCGUUUGAAUGAUGCUUGCACCAAAUUCAUAUCACUGUGCCAGAGAAGAUCAGAACUGCUUGGCCUAUGGAAACAAGGUGUUGAUGAUCAAGUGGUCAGAACCUCAUGGGGAUCUGACAUGUCAAUCGACGACCCCAAUCAAGACCAAAUUGGGGGGUCCCAUGUUACCAUCUGGCCCCACCAACCUUUCCAGAAUAAACACCAAGAACGACUACAACCAAACACUAUGCAGACCCAGCACCAUAUAGACCAAUCAAAGCCAGCCACAUCUCAACAACCAAAGCCCUCAAGUACUACACAACAACGUUCUCAAAAAGAAGAAAAGGAAGAAGAGAAGAUAGAGGAGGGGGUGAUUGAGUCAUCACCUAGCCAGAUUGGUCAACCUGCUAGGCGGCUUAGUGUGCAGGACAGGAUCAAUCUCUUUGAGAACAAACAAAAGCAGACCUCAAGCUCUGGAGGCAAACCCAUUGCCGUUGGCAAAUCUGUAGAACUGAGAAGGCUUUCAUCUGACGUAUCAUCUGUGCCUGCAGUUGCUGAAAAGGCUGUGUUACGAAGAUGGAGUGGUGCAAGUGACAUGAGCAUUGACUUGGGUAAUGACAAGAAGGAUGGUAAUUCAGAUAGCCCUUUGUGUACACCCUCCUCAUCUUCCGUGUCUCCGGGUAAAAGCAAUGUGUUUCAAGGUUUAUCUGAGGAUAAGGAACAAAAAGAUGAGAAGGGUUUGAGUAACAAGGUAAGUUCAGUUAAAGUUGAACCUAAGAAUGGUCCAGGUAGAGCUGCUGAUUCUGGUUUGAAAGAUCAGGGAGAAGUGCAAGUACAGGUUGGUAAUCUUUUGGGGAAAGAGGAGGAUGUGGGAUUGAAGGGGCAGAUGACUUGGAAGGAUCAAUUAGGAUCACAGAACAACCAAUACCAGUCUUUUACGGGUAAGUCAGAACAGGUUGAGGUGGGCGAUCAAGUGGUUUCUCAGGAGAAGCUUACGGGUUUGUUAACAGGAGAGAGGGGAGUUUCAGAGGUUCAGUCUCGAGUUUUUCCUAAUAGGGCUGUGAUUGUUGGGGUUAAAAACCUACCCAGUUCUCAGUUGCAGUUUGGAGUUUUUGCAGAUACAAUGGAGGACACCACAACUGAGGGUGAAUUAAAGAAUAGAGUGGAGGCUCAAGGCAAAGAACAAUUGGUAACACAAUUGCAUCUUAGGGCUCAAGGCCACCCCCGAACAUUAUCAGGGCAGUUUGAAGGUGGUAUUGGACUAAAAACUAAGGAGGCUCAGUAUAAAGGCAGUGAAGGUGAGCAGUUUACUCCUCAUCUGCCGUGGAGAUCUUUGGCCGGUGAAGUUGAGGAAGUGGGAAAGAAAGACUUAACAUCAUCUGAGAAGCAAAUAAGCAAAGUUGAGGAUUCUGGAAUCCAUAAAAUGAAGUUCAAGAAACAGGUUCCAGUAGGUGCUGAACAGAGCAAGAAGUCACAGGGUAGGAGGGAUGAAGGUGGUUCUUUUUAUGCAAAUAACAAGUCUGUUAUUGGUAAAAAGGUACCUGAGAUUAAAGAGAGUUUUAAUGCCCCAAUGAUGCCAGUAGAUCAAUCUCAGAGGAUACGGCAGUCAAGGGGAAACCAGGAGCUGAACAAUGAGUUAAAAUUGAAGGCAAAUGAACUUGAAAAGCUUUUUGCAGAGCACAAACUUCGGGUUCCUGGUGAUCAAUUCAGUUCUGCGAGGAGAAGCAAGCCUGCUGAUGCUCAGAUCGAACAAGAAGCCAGCUCACGGUACAAGAAACUGGUGGCAGUAGAUGUAUCUCAUGAACAGAUGCCCCACAGAAACUCAAUGUCUGAACCAAUGGGGAGUUUGAGUAAUAUGGCUAAAUUUUGUACUCCUCCAGCAAAGAUUGUAGAUAACCAGGAGUAUGCUGACAGUUUGAGGCAGAAUUUCUCUGGUAUCAGCUUUUCAGAUGAUUCUAGAGGAAAAUUUUAUGAGAGGUACAUGCAAAAGAGAGAUGCAAAGCUGAGGGAAGAAUGGGGUUCUAGAAAGGCUGAGAAGGAAGCCAAAUUGAAGGCUAUGCAGGAUAUCCUUGAGCGAAGUAGAGCUGAGAUGAAGGCCAAAUUUUCUGGUUCUGCUGAGGAUUCUGUUUCUAGUGCUCGUCGACGAGCAGAGAAAAUGAGGUCAUUGAAUUUUCGUUCUCAGAGGGAGCAGCAUCCAAUAAGUUCAAUUCAGAGUGUAGAUGAAGAUCUUUCUGAGUUUCCAGAUCAGAAGUACUAUGGACAGGAUAGAUCAUUUAAUGAGGCAUCUUUACUAGAUGGUUCUUCUAGGAAUUCUAACACUAAGAAACUUUUAACAAAUAAAAAUGUGUCUUUAUCCACUCCUCGCACUACACCAGCAGCUGUUCCACGCUCAGCUGCCAAAGUUUCGAAUCCCAGUUCUGGAAGGCGAAGAGCACAAUCUGAAAAUCCUGUUGCGCAGUCUGUUCCCAACUUCUCUAAUCUCAGAAAAGAAAAUACAAAGCCGUCUUCUGGAGCUGGCAAGAUGACUAGCCGUUCCCAAGUGAGAAACUGUGCUCAGAGCAAGAGUACCAAUGAAGAGAUUGAUCUUGGCAAGGAUGAACAGCCUCGAAGGUCUCAAUCCCUUAGGAAAAGCUCUGCUGGACUUGUAGAAAUUUCUGAUUUGUCUGCCUUGAACUCUGAUGGCAUUGUUUUGGCACCUUUAAAAUUUGAUAAAGAGCAGAUGGAACAGAGCUUCAGUGACAAAAUUUUGAAGAAUAUGGAACCAAAUCCUCUCCUGAGGAAGGAUAAUGGCAUGGGUCCUGAUGCUGGAGUAAAUAUUGCAAAGUUCAAAGCAUCAGAGGCAUCUGAGACUUCAAAAGAUGAAGAGUCUGAUGAGCUAGCAUUUGAAGCAGAUGAUUCCUUGGAUAUGGCCAAAGAAGAUGAAGAGGAUGAGCUUGCUAUGGCGGUUGACGAUUCUGCUGACAUGGUAUAUGGAAGAUCAAGACUAAGCCAGGAAUCUGACAAGUUGGAUAAUUCUGGAUCUGAGAAUGGUGAUUCCUUGAGGUCUCUUUCUCAGGUCGAUCCUGCUUCAGUUGCUGAACUGCCAGCUGCAGUGCCCACUGCAUUCCAUACUGGAGUAUCCCUGCAGGAUUCACCAGGAGAAAGUCCUGUAUCAUGGAAUUCACGCUUGCAUCAUCCAUUUUCUUAUCCCCAUGAGACUUCACAUAUUGAUGCUUCCAUGGAUUCCCCCAUUGGGAGCCCUGCAUCUUGGAAUUCUCACUCACUCGCUCAAACAGAGGUGGAUGCUGCUCGAAUGAGGAAGAAAUGGGGAAGUGCUCAGAAACCUUUUCUUGUUGCUAAUGCAACCCAUAAUCAGUCACGUAGGGAUGUGACAAAAGGGUUCAAAAGGUUGUUGAAAUUUGGACGGAAAAACCGUGGGACAGACGGUUUGGUGGACUGGAUCUCUGCUACAACUUCUGAAGGAGAUGAUGACACAGAGGAUGGCAGAGAUCCUUCCAAUCGAUUGUCAGAAGAUUUGAGGAAAUCAAGGAUGGGAUUUUCUCAAGGCCACCCUUCUGAUGAUGGCUUCAAUGAAGGCGAGUUGUUCAAUGAUCAGGCUCAAUCCUUACAUAGUUCUAUUCCAGCACCACCAACAAACUUCAAAUUAAGGGAAGAUCAUAUGUCUGGAAGCUCCAUAAAAGCACCACGAUCAUUCUUUUCACUCUCAUCAUUUCGAAGCAAGGGUAGCGAUUCCAAGCCUAGAUAUAUUUCAUUUGGGGGAAGUUCAGGAUAAGUGCUUGGAAUCACAUCUUUGAGCAGUAGGCUGUAAAGACAGACAGAUGCUUGAGGGAGGCACGAUACAGUUGAAAAGCAUAACAUCUGCGAAGGGACUUGUAAAUCUUCAUGGAGCCACGAGGCCUUCCUCAUGAUCUAGUGAGUAAUUUUCUGUAGUUGUGUCCAGAUAUGUUGUAUAUUGUAUUGAACAAGAAAUCGCCUAUUGGCUCCAAGUCAUUGUGAUUUUGGUAGUCCAGAGGCAUUCUUUUUGUCCUUUUAAUAUGCUUUUGCCAUGUGAUGUAUAUCAAAAAUUGAACUCUUUGUUCAUCAGAGUUAUUGACAAUGCGGAGUAAAAGAAAAUUGCUUUUAUCUUAGUUGCAAUUUUCUAAUUAUCCCUUUUUUCUGGGUGGAAUUCCCUUACCCUUUAUCGUAUUCCUAUACUAUUAGAUUUUAUUAGAAAAUUCGAGUCUUAAAACUUGAUUUUAAUAUAUUGUUAAGCUCGACUCGAAAACU